AUGAAAUUAAAAGUCAAAUUUGGCAGAACUUCAUCAUCAUCAUAUGAAACAGUUGCAUCCAUUGAUCAUCUCUUAACAUGUAUUCUUCUCCGACUUCCCUUCAAAUCACUCAUUCGUUUCAAACUCGUCUCCAAACACUGGCAUUCCCUCAUCACCGAUCCGCAUUUCUGCCGUCUGCGCAACCCCAAUCCGAAUCCGGCCAUCGGCCUCUUCCUUCACUUCAACUUCUCCAUCAGUCCUAUGUCCCAGUACCUCCCCUUCUCGCUUAACCAAUCAACCAAACCUCCAUUCCGAACACUCAACUUCACCAAACACAACCCACGGGCCGGGAUUCUGCAGUCCUGCAACGGCCUCCUACUCUGCUGCUCCUUCCACUCCCGGCCGGUCCACAACCGGAAGUACUACAUCUUCAAUCCCACCACUACCAGAUUCUCAACACUCCCCAAAAUCGACUAUGUUGACAGAAACAUAAGUGGAAUGAAUUUAGGGUUCGACCCCGCCAAGUCUCCUCAUUACAAAGUCGUUUGUGUGACUGGACUGAGUUCGGUUCGAUAUCAGAUUGAGCUCUACUCUUCCGAGAGAGGUCCAUGGAGGGAAUGCGGCCAGCCUUUCGUCCUCACCGCAGGAUCUCACUUCAACUUCAGAAAAGGUGUAUAUUGGAAUGGAGCAAUCCACUGGCUGAACAUCGGACAUGGCGAUUCUUUGUACUUCAAUCUUGAGAACGAGACAACCGGCUCCUUCCCAACGCCUCCCAACCAACUGUGGGAAGUGAGGAGCAGUGUCUACUUCGGGGAGUCAUGUGAUCACCUGCACUACAUGGAGAUGCCUAACAGGCAAGUUGAGUUUGAUGUUUACGAGAUGAAAAGGGAUUACUCGGAGUGGUUUGUGAAGUACAAGGUCGAUCUGAGAGGCGUUGUUGCUUCUUAUCCGGAGAUGAAACAGGAGAAAUACGAUACCGAGGAUGUGGAUGUCUAUGUGAUUUCUUUUUUUAGUGUUAUCCGGGGUGAGAAAGAGGAGGACUCAUUCUUUGUGUUCCAUAUUCCGGGGAGGGUGGUGCGGUACGAUCUUGCUUGCCAGACUUUCCGAACAAUACAUGUAUUCAGAGAUGCUGAGGAUGAAGUGAGGAACAGAUGUUUGAGAUAUAGGGAAACAAAUGCCAUUCAACAUAUUCAGUCCCUCUGUUGUGUUUAGUUCUUGGGGAAUUGGAAGGUUGAAAGAAUUCAACAAAUCACUCCACUAUUUCCUCCUCCUCCACUUCUGAAAUCAUUAAAGUUCCAUCAUCUUUUUUUCACAAGUAAAGCUAAAU
This is a messenger RNA of Salvia splendens (bonfire salvia), 1306 nucleotides long. Its product is annotated as F-box protein At5g07610-like. The record is from RefSeq and is a predicted model, not a curated record. Lineage: Eukaryota; Viridiplantae; Streptophyta; Magnoliopsida; Lamiales; Lamiaceae. The coding region runs from base 1 to 1191 and encodes 396 amino acids. Gene Ontology annotation, molecular function: protein binding. The transcript has a single exon.